AAGUGAACAGAGUGUAAACAAACGCACCAUAAAUGCACCACCUGGGGGCAGUGUUUCCAAAAUCCUGACAAUUUCUGCCAAGAGUCACUUCCUGGUCGACGACAAGAAGCCGGAAACAGACGUCAACAACGGGCUGUUUUGGUUCCACGACAAAUUUUGAAAAUGGCAGAUGAAGAGGAUGAAACUGGCUUCGAGGAGGAGUUGGAUGAGAGCUGCAGUGGAGUGGACGUGUGCCACGGCCGGAGAAAGAGGCUCUUCUCCAAGGAGCUACGCUGUAUGAUGUACGGCUUCGGUGACGACCAGAACCCAUACACUGAAUCGGUGGAUAUCUUGGAAGAUCUGGUGAUUGAGUUCAUCACAGAAAUGACCCACAAAGCCAUGUCCAUCGGGCGCCAGGGUCGCGUUCAGGUGGAAGACAUCGUCUUCCUUAUUCGAAAGGAUCCCAGAAAAUUCGCCAGAGUCAAAGACCUGCUGACCAUGAAUGAGGAGCUCAAGAGGGCCCGCAAAGCUUUUGACGAAGCUAACUAUGGCUCAUAAACUGCAGCUGAGACGAUUUAAUAAAAUGACUUUGGUAAACCCUGGAUUGGUCGACCAUCACAUUCAUAUGUCAUUUUCAGAACCUAAGGAUCAAUUAAACCUGCAUGUUUUUGUACUAUUCAUUAUUUACUGAUUUGUGCACACCAUCUGUUAGACAACACCAUCCAUACCUUACCUUUUAAGCAGGUGUUAUACUCCCAAGAACCAUUUUAAAUAAACAUAUGCUUUAAAAUAA
This is a messenger RNA of Corythoichthys intestinalis (scribbled pipefish), 772 nucleotides long. It is a transcript of the gene taf13, whose product is annotated as TATA-box binding protein associated factor 13. Gene Ontology annotation, cellular component: transcription factor TFIID complex. Gene Ontology annotation, biological process: transcription by RNA polymerase II. The transcript is spliced from 2 exons. Gene Ontology annotation, molecular function: protein heterodimerization activity. The record is from RefSeq and is a predicted model, not a curated record. The coding region runs from base 163 to 537 and encodes 124 amino acids. NCBI's taxonomy places the organism in Eukaryota, Metazoa, Chordata, Actinopteri, Syngnathiformes, Syngnathidae.